AUGUGCCAAAAUGCUCCCGAGAUGACUGGAUCAGACGCGUCGCGCUUUCUUCGCGUCCGUGUGUUUGAUCACAACAUUAUCACCCUCGCCACCAUGUUCAAGCCCACCGUCCGCGUCAAGGCCGAGGGCGACGUAAAGGUGCACAAGCGUGGCGCGCCCUCGUCGCGCUAUCCAGACCGUCUAAACUUCUACGACAAGCCUCCAAUUCUGGACAUCACGCUAGACGAGUUCGAGACGGCCGCCCUGACCCGCCUCCGCGUCCUAACCUACCUCGAAGCGCUGCAACAACGUUCCCUCCCCCCCGCUCAACUCUCAUCAACCCUAGCCGCCUAUUUGAAACAACACCUCCCCCUCUCGGCAAACACAGCCCGCUCAGCAGACCUGGACGGCGAGCGGCGGCUCGACGCCAUCGGACACUGGGUCCUCCGUCUUGCGUUCUGUCGUUCUCCCGAACUGCGUGCUCGAUUUGUACGCGCUGAAACGGCACUCUUCAAGCACCGCUUCGAGAGCGAUGAUCUCUCGGAACGUGCAAUGUUCCUGAGUGGCCUCGAUUUGAGCUGGACCGUGGUUGGGGACAAGGAGAGGGAGGAUCAUUGGACGUCGUUGCGCGAUACCAUGUGGUGGACAAAGGAGAAUGUGCUCGCGAAGGAGACGUGGUUCAAAGUCCCCUGGGCGAGUGUGCCGGAUCUCGUGGCGCAGCGGCGCGUGUUCAUCUGCGGGGGUAUGGCGUACGUCCCUCAGAGCAUGCAGAUUAGCUUGGUGCUGCAGGCGUUCUCGGCUCGCCUGGAGGCGGCGCUUGAACUCACGGCCAAAAACCUCCCCCGCCUCGACGAGGACGAGCGCCUCGCCCCCGUCAUCGACCACCUUGCGGCAUCCUUCCUCUCCGGCCUCGCGGGCGCCGAGUAUACCCCCUCCGACUCAACUGCGCUCGUGACGGCCGAGAUGGUCGACGAUGUCGCGCGAAAGCACUUCCCGCCGUGCAUGCUCAACUUGUAUGAACGGCUCAAGCGGGACCACCACCUCAAACACUUUGGGCGGCUGCAGUUGGGCCUGUUCUUGAAGGGCAUCGGCCUGCCGCUCGACGAAGCCCUCAUCUUCUGGCGACGGAUGUACGGCUCCUCCAUGUCCGACGACAAGUUUAACAAAGAGUACCGCUACAACAUCCGACACAGCUACGGCCAAGAAGGUCGACGAGCAAACUAUCCCCCUCGCUCGUGUCAGCAGAUCCUGACCUCGAACCAGCCGGGCACGCAGGACAGUCACGGCUGCCCGUUCCGCCACUUCAGCCCCGACAACCUAACAUCCUUCCUGCUGAGCACGUACCCGCAACUCGAGCGCGGCAGCCCCGAAAUGAAGGACAUUAUGGACAGUGUCAAGGGCAGCGCCUACCAUGUCGCCUGUACCCGGUUAUUCGAGGUUACGAGGGGUAUCAAGAAGGGCGAGGGGGUUGGUGGGGGGGAAAGCGUGACCCACCCGAACAAGUUUACGGCGCAGUCGCAGGAGAUUGAGAAGGAGCGGCUUGAGGCUAUGAAGAUUGACCAUUAG
This is a messenger RNA of Cutaneotrichosporon cavernicola, 1545 nucleotides long. RefSeq lists its product as uncharacterized. The record is from RefSeq and is a predicted model, not a curated record. The transcript is spliced from 4 exons. Bases 1 to 1545 code for a protein of 514 amino acids. Gene Ontology annotation, cellular component: alpha DNA polymerase:primase complex. Gene Ontology annotation, biological process: DNA replication, synthesis of primer; DNA replication initiation. Lineage: Eukaryota; Fungi; Basidiomycota; Tremellomycetes; Trichosporonales; Trichosporonaceae.